GAUGGCCGGGCGCCUCGGUUCCGCUGCUGUCUGCGGCCGCGAGCCCCAUUCAUUGCCGCUCUGUUGAGCGGCGCCGCCAGCCGGCUCGAGGACUUUGGGGACGCCCUGCGGGGCAGGAGGCAGCCAUGGCGACCCUGGAGAAGCUGAUGAAGGCCUUUGAGUCUCUUAAGUCUUUUCAGCAACAGCAACAGCAGCAGCAGCAGCAGCAGCAGCAGCCGCCACCGCCACCGCCGCCACCUCAGCUUCCUCAGCCGCCGCCGCAGGCACAACCGCCGCCGCCCCAGCCGCCCCCGCUGCCGCCGGGCCCGGCGGUGUCUGAGGAGCCGCUGCACCGACCAAAGAAAGAACUUUCAGCCACCAAGAAAGACCGAGUGAAUCAUUGUCUGACAAUAUGUGAAAACAUAGUGGCACAAUCUCUCAGAAAUUCUCCAGAAUUUCAGAAACUUCUGGGCAUCGCUAUGGAACUUUUUCUGCUGUGCAGUGAUGAUGCGGAGUCAGAUGUCAGGAUGGUGGCUGAUGAGUGCCUCAACAAAGUUAUAAAAGCUUUGAUGGAUUCCAAUCUUCCAAGAUUACAGCUUGAGCUCUAUAAGGAAAUUAAAAAGAACGGUGCCCCUCGAAGUUUGCGAGCUGCCCUGUGGAGGUUUGCCGAGCUGGCUCACUUGGUUCGGCCUCAGAAAUGCAGGCCUUACCUGGUGAACCUUCUGCCAUGCCUGACUCGAACAAGCAAGAGACCUGAGGAAUCAGUCCAGGAGACUUUGGCUGCAGCUGUGCCCAAAAUUAUGGCUUCUUUUGGCAAUUUUGCAAAUGACAACGAAAUUAAGGUUCUGUUAAAGGCUUUCAUAGCGAAUCUGAAAUCCAGUUCUCCUACCAUCCGGCGGACAGCAGCUGGGUCAGCCGUGAGCAUCUGUCAGCACUCACGAAGAACACAAUACUUUUAUAGCUGGCUACUGAAUGUGCUCUUAGGUUUGCUAGUUCCUGUUGAAGAUGAACAUUCCACCCUCCUGAUUCUGGGUGUGCUGCUCACACUGAGGUAUUUGGUGCCCUUGCUGCAGCAGCAGGUCAAAGACACAAGCCUCAAAGGCAGCUUCGGGGUAACACAGAAAGAGAUGGAAGUCUCUCCCUCUGCAGAGCAGCUGGUCCAGGUGUAUGAACUGACCUUGCACCACACGCAGCACCAAGACCACAAUGUCGUGACUGGAGCCCUGGAACUCCUGCAGCAGCUCUUCAGAACUCCCCCACCUGAGCUCCUGCAGGCUCUGACUACGCCAGGCGGCCUGGGGCAGCUCACUGUGGCCAAAGAGGAGUCUAGUGGGCGAAGUCGUAGUGGGAGUAUUGUGGAGCUUAUAACUGGAGGGGGUUCCUCAUGCAGCCCUGUCCUUUCAAGAAAACAAAAAGGCAGAGCGCUCUUAAAUGAAGAAGCAGCCUUGGAAGACGACUCUGAAUCGAGGUCAGAUACCAGCAGCUCCGCCUUUGCAGCCUCUGUGAAGGAUGAGAUCGGUGGAGAGCUGGCAGCUUCUUCAGGGGUCUCCACUCCGGGGUCAACUGGCUAUGACAUCAUCACUGAACAGCCACGGUCACAGCACACGCUGCAGGCAGACUCGGUAGAUCUGGCCAGCUGUGACUUGACGAGUGCUGCCACUGAUGGGGAUGAGGAGGACAUCCUGAGCCACAGCUCCAGCCAGGUCAGCGCUGUCCCAUCUGACCCUGCCAUGGAUCUCAACGAUGGAACCCAGGCCUCUUCACCCAUCAGCGAUAGCUCCCAGACCACCACUGAAGGGCCCGAUUCAGCUGUGACCCCUUCAGAUAGUUCUGAAAUUGUGUUAGAUGGUGCUGACAGCCAAUAUUUGGGCAUGCAGAUCGGACAGCCCCCGGAGGAAGAUGAGGAAGCUGGCAGUGUUCUUCCUGCUGAAGCCUCGGAUGCUUUCAGAAACUCUUCGAUGGCCCUUCAACAAGCACAUUUAUUGAAAAACAUGGGUCACAGCAGGCAGCCUUCUGACAGCAGUAUAGAAAAAUUUGUGUCAAGAGAUGAAGCUGCUGAACCAGGUGAUCAAGAAAACAAGCCUUGCCGCAUCAAAGGUGACAUAGGACAGCCUGCUGAUAAUGAUUCUGCGCCUCUUAUCUAUUGUGUCCGCCUUUUAUCUGCUUCAUUUUUGCUAAUGGGAGAAAAGAAUGUGCUUGUUCCGGACAGGGAUGUGAGGGUCAGUGUCAAGGCCCUGGCCCUCAGCUGUAUCGGGGCAGCCGUAGCCCUUCAUCCAGAAUCUUUCUUCAGCAAACUGUAUAAAGUACCUCUUGACACCAUGGAAUACCCUGAGGAGCAGUAUGUCUCAGACAUCCUGACCUACAUUGAUCAUGGAGACCCACAGGUCCGAGGAGCCACUGCCAUCCUCUGUGGGACCCUCAUCUGCUCCAUCCUCGGCAGAUCCCGCUUCCACGUGGGAGACUGGAUGGGCACCAUUAGAACUCUAACAGGAAAUACAUUUUCUCUGGUGGACUGCAUUCCUUUGUUGCAGAAAACUUUGAAGGAUGAGUCUUCUGUUACUUGCAAGUUGGCUUGUACAGCUGUGAGGCAUUGUGUUAUGAGUCUGUGUAGUAGUAGCUACAGCGAAUUAGGGUUACAGCUGAUCAUCGAUUUGCUGGCCCUGAGGAAUAGCUCCUACUGGCUGGUGAGGACAGAGCUUUUGGAAACUCUUGCAGAGAUUGACUUUAGGCUGGUGAGCUUUUUGGAGGCAAAAGCAGAAAACUUGCACAGAGGGGCUCAUCAUUACACAGGGCUUUUAAAACUGCAAGAACGAGUGCUCAAUAAUGUCGUCCUCGAUUUGCUGGGGGAUGAAGACCCCAGAGUGCGACACGUGGCUGCAGCCUCAUUAAUGAGGCUUGUCCCAAAGCUAUUUUAUAAAGGUGACCAAGGACAAGCUGAUCCAGUAGUGGCCGUGGCAAGAGAUCAAAGCAGUGUUCACCUGAAACUUCUCAUGCACGAGACACAGCCUCCAUCUCACUUCUCUGUCAGCACGGUAACCAGAAUAUACAGAGGCUAUAACUUACUACCAAGCAUAACAGAUGUCACGAUGGAAAAUAAUCUCUCAAGAAUUAUUGCAGCAGUUUCUCAGGAACUAAUCACAUCAACCACAAGAGCACUCACAUUUGGAUGCUGUGAAGCCUUGUGUCUUCUUUCAACUGCCUUCCCAGUUUGCAUUUGGAGUUUAGGCUGGCAUUGUGGAGUACCCCCCCUGAACACUUCAGAUGAUUCUAGAAAGAGCUGUACGGUUGGGAUGGCCACAGUGAUUCUUACCCUGCUUUCAUCAGCUUGGUUCCCGUUGGAUCUCUCAGCCCAUCAAGAUGCUUUGAUUUUGGCUGGAAAUUUGAUUGCAGCCAGUGCCCCCAAAUCUCUGAGAAGUUCAUGGACCUCUGAAGAAGAAGUCAUCCCAACAGCCAAUAAGCAAGAGGAGGUCUGGCCAGCCCUGGGUGACCGGACCCUGGUGCCCAUGGUGGAGCAGCUCUUCUCCCACCUGCUGAAGGUGAUUAAUAUCUGUGCUCAUGUCUUGGAUGAUGUGGCUCCUGGACCAGCAAUAAAGGCAGCCUUACCUUCUCUAACAAACCCCCCUUCUCUAAGUCCUAUCCGGCGAAAGGGAAAGGAGAAAGAACCGGGAGAACAGGCAUCUGUCCCACUGAGUCCCAAGAAAGGCAGCGAGACCAGCACAGCCUCCAGACAAUCUGAUCCUUCAGGGCCUGUGACAACAAGCAAAUCCUCAUCACUGGGGAGUUUCUACCAUCUCCCUUCAUACCUCAAAUUGCAUGACGUCCUCAAAGCUACUCACGCCAACUACAAGGUUACCUUGGAUCUUCAGAACAGCACUGAAAAGUUUGGGGGAUUCUUGCGUUCUGCGUUGGACGUUCUCUCUCAGAUUCUGGAGCUGGCAACGCUGCAUGACAUUGGGAAGUGUGUUGAAGAGAUCCUGGGGUAUCUGAAGUCCUGCUUUAGUCGAGAGCCAAUGAUGGCAACUGUCUGUGUCCAACAGUUGUUGAAGACUCUCUUUGGGACAAACUUGGCCUCCCAGUUUGAUGGCUCAUCUUCCAACCCCAGCAAGUCUCAAGGCCGAGCACAACGGCUUGGCUCUUCCAGUGCAAGGCCAGGCUUGUACCACUACUGCUUCAUGGCUCCGUACACCCACUUCACCCAGGCCCUUGCUGAUGCCAGCCUGAGGAACAUGGUGCAGGCGGAGCAGGAACACGACACAUCGGGAUGGUUUGAUGUACUCCAGAAAGCAUCUACCCAAUUGAAAACAAAUCUCACGAGUGUCACAAAGAACCGGGCAGAUAAGAAUGCUAUUCAUAAUCACAUUCGUUUAUUUGAGCCUCUUGUUAUAAAAGCUUUAAAACAGUACACAACAACAACAUCCGUGCAAUUACAGAAGCAGGUUUUAGAUUUGCUGGCGCAACUUGUUCAGUUACGGGUUAAUUACUGUCUUCUGGAUUCAGAUCAGGUGUUUAUUGGCUUUGUUUUGAAACAGUUUGAAUACAUUGAAGUGGGCCAGUUCAGGGAAUCAGAGGCAAUUAUUCCUAACAUCUUUUUCUUCCUGGUAUUACUGUCUUAUGAGCGCUAUCAUUCAAAACAGAUCAUUGGAAUUCCUAAAAUCAUUCAGCUCUGCGAUGGCAUCAUGGCCAGUGGGAGGAAGGCAGUGACACACGCCAUACCGGCCCUGCAGCCCAUUGUCCACGACCUCUUUGUAUUAAGAGGGACAAAUAAAGCUGAUGCAGGAAAAGAGCUUGAAACUCAGAAAGAAGUAGUGGUCUCAAUGUUACUGAGACUCAUCCAGUACCAUCAGGUGUUGGAGAUGUUCAUUCUCGUCUUGCAGCAGUGUCACAAGGAGAACGAAGACAAGUGGAAGCGGCUGUCUCGACAGAUAGCAGACAUCAUCCUCCCCAUGUUAGCCAGACAGCAGAUGCACAUUGACUCCCAUGAAGCCCUUGGCGUGUUAAAUACUUUAUUUGAGAUUUUGGCCCCUUCCUCACUCCGGCCGGUGGACAUGCUAUUACGGAGUAUGUUCGUAACCCCAGACACAAUGGCAUCUGUGAGCACUGUUCAGCUGUGGAUAUCAGGGAUCCUAGCCAUUUUGCGGGUUCUGAUUUCUCAGUCGACUGAAGACAUUGUCCUCUCUCGAAUUCAGGAGCUUUCCUUCUCUCCACAUGUAGUGUCCUGCCCAGUGAUCAGUAGGUUAAGAGACGGCGGGAAUAACUCAGCGCUGGAAGAGCACAGUGAAGGGACACAAGUGAAGAACUUGCCAGAAGAAACAUUCUCUAGGUUUCUGUUACAGCUGGUUGGUAUUCUUUUAGAGGACAUUGUUACAAAACAGCCCAAGGUGGAAAUGAGUGAGCAGCAACAUACUUUCUACUGCCAAGAACUAGGCACACUGCUGAUGUGUCUGAUCCACAUCUUCAAGUCCGGAAUGUUCCGGAGAAUCACAGCAGCUGCCACUAGACUGUUCACUAGUGACGGCUGUGACGGCACUUUCUAUAGCCUGGAGAGCCUAAACCUGCGGGUGCGCACUAUGGUCCCCACACACCCGGCCCUGGUGCUGCUGUGGUGUCAGAUCCUGCUGCUCGUCAAUCACACUGACCACCGUUGGUGGGCAGAGGUGCAGCAGACCCCGAGAAGACACAGUCUGUCCAGCACGAAGUUACUUAGUCCCCAGAUAUCUGGAGAAGAGGAGCAUUCUGACUUGGCAGACAAACUUGGAGUGUGCAAUAGAGAGAUAGUGCGAAGAGGGGCUCUUAUUCUCUUCUGCGAUUAUGUGUGUCAGAACCUCCAUGACUCAGAGCACUUAACAUGGCUCAUUGUGAAUCACAUUCAAGAUCUGAUUAGCCUGUCCCAGGAGCCUCCAGUGCAAGACUUCAUUAGCGCUGUUCAUCGGAACUCUGCUGCUAGCGGCCUGUUCAUCCAGGCCAUCCAGUCACGGUGUGAGGACCUCUCAUCUCCAACCACUCUGAAGAAAACUCUGCAGUGCCUGGAAGGGAUCCAUCUCAGCCAGUCAGGCGCUGUGCUCACACUGUAUGUAGACAGGCUACUGUGUACCCACUUCCGUGUGCUGGCUCGCAUGGUGGACAUCCUUGCGUGUCGCCGGGUAGAAAUGCUUUUGGCUGCAAAUUUACAGAGCAGCAUGGCCCAGUUGCCAGGGGAAGAACUCAACAGAAUCCAGGAGUACCUUCAGCGCAGUGGGCUGGCCCAGAGACACCAAAGGCUCUAUUCCCUGCUGGACAGGUUUCGUCUUUCCACCAUACAGGACUCACCCAGUCCCUCUCCUCCAGUCUCUUCCCACCCGCUGGAUGGGGACGGGCAUGUGUCCCUAGAAACAGUGAGUCCAGACAAGGACUGGUACAUGCAUCUUGUCAAAUCCCAAUGUUGGACUAGGUCAGAUUCUGCGCUGCUGGAAGGUGCAGAGCUGGUGAAUCAGAUUCCUUCCCAGGAGAUGAGUGCCUUCAUGAUGAACCCGGAGUUCAACCUAAGCCUAUUAGCUCCAUGCUUAAGCCUAGGCAUGAGUGAGAUUUCUGCUGGCCAGGAGAGUCCCCUUUUUGAAGCAGCCUGCGAAGUGACUCUGGGUCGAGUGGCCAGCCUUGUUCAGCAGCUUCCUGCUGUCCACCACGUCUUCCAGCCCUGCCUACCUUCAGGGCCCACAGCUUACUGGAGCAAGCUGAGUGAUCUAUUUGGGGAUGCCACGUGGUAUCGGUCCCUGACCACACUGGCCCGGGCCCUGGCCCAGUACCUGAUGGUGGUUUCCAAGCUGCCGAGUCAUCUGCACCUUCCUCUGGAGAAGGAGAGGGACACAGUGAAGUUUGUGGUGAUGACCCUUGAGGCCCUGUCGUGGCAUCUGAUCCACGAGCAGAUCCCACUGAGUCUGGACCUCCAGGCAGGGCUGGACUGCUGCUGCCUGGCCCUGCAGCUGCCCAGCCUCUGGAGUGUGGUCGCCUCCGCAGAGUCCGUGACCCACGCCUGCUCCCUCAUCCACUGCGUGCACUUCAUCCUGGGAGCCAUUGCCGUGCAGCCUGGAGAGCAGCUUCUUAGUCCAGAAAGAAGGCCCAGCGCACCGAAGGCUGCCAGAGGGGAAGGCGAAGUGGAUCCCAACACACAGAAUCCCCAGUACAUCACCUCAGCCUGCGAGAUGAUAGCAGAAAUGGUGGAGUCUCUGCAGUCAGUAUUAGCCUUGGGUCACAAGAGGAAUAGCAGCGUGCCAGCGUUUCUCACACCUGUGCUCAAGAACAUCAUCAUCAGCCUGGCCCGCUUGCCCCUCGUCAACAGCUAUACGCGUGUGCCUCCCCUGGUGUGGAAGCUUGGGUGGUCACCCAAACCAGGAGGGGAUUUUGGCACAGCAUACCCAGAGAUCCCCGUGGAGUUUCUCCAGGAAAAGGAAGUCUUUAAGGAGUUCAUCUACCGAAUCAACACACUAGGAUGGACCAGUCGUACCCAGUUUGAAGAAACAUGGGCCACCCUCCUUGGUGUCCUGGUGACCCAGCCCCUUGUGAUGGAGCAGGAGGAGAGCCCACCAGAGGAAGACACAGAAAGGACCCAGAUUAAUGUCCUGGCUGUGCAAGCCAUCACCUCCCUGGUGCUCAGUGCGAUGACUGUGCCUGUGGCCGGCAAUCCAGCCGUGAGCUGCUUGGAGCAGCAGCCACGGAACAAGCCCCUGAAAGCUCUGGACACCAGAAUUAAAAACAAAAGCACUGUGCAGGUGGCCUUACUGCAAGCGGUGCUGAUCCAAAAGUUUGGGAGGAAGCUGAGCAUUAUCCGUGGGAUUGUUGAGCAGGAGAUUCAAGCAAUGGUUUCAAAGCGAGAGAACAUUGCCACUCAUCAUUUGUACCAGGCAUGGGAUCCUGUCCCUUCUCUGUCUCCGGCCACUACAGGUGCCCUCAUCAGCCACGACAAGCUGCUGCUGCAGAUCAACCCUGAGCGGGAGCUGGGGAACAUGAGCUACAAGCUUGGCCAGGUGUCCAUACACUCUGUGUGGCUGGGGAACAACAUCACACCCCUGAGGGAAGAGGAGUGGGAUGAGGAAGAGGAGGAGGAGGCUGAUGUCCCUGCACCGUCAUCGCCACCUACAUCUCCAGUCAACUCCAGGAAGCACCGGGCUGGAGUUGACAUCCACUCCUGCUCCCAGUUCCUACUUGAGUUGUACAGUCGCUGGAUCCUACCAUCGAGCUCAGCCAGAAGGACACCCAUCAUCCUGAUCAGUGAAGUGGUUCGAUCGCUUCUAGUGGUCUCAGACUUGUUCACCGAACGCAAUCAGUUUGAGAUGAUGUAUUCAACGCUGACAGAGCUACGGCGGGUACAUCCUUCAGAGGACGAGAUUCUCGUUCAAUAUUUGGUGCCGGCCACCUGUAAGGCGGCUGCUGUCCUUGGAAUGGACAAGGCUGUGGCAGAGCCGGUCAGUCGCCUGCUAGAAAGCACGCUCAGGAGCAGCCACCUGCCCAGCAGGAUCGGAGCCCUGCACGGUGUCCUCUACGUGCUGGAGUGCGACCUGCUGGAUGACACGGCAAAGCAGCUGAUCCCAGUCGUCAGUGACUAUCUCCUCUCCAACCUCAAGGGAGCAGCCCACUGCGUGAACAGUCACAGUCAGCAGCAUGUGCUGGUGAUGUGUGCCACUGCCUUCUAUUUGGUUGAGAACUACCCUUUGGAUGUGGGGCCAGAAUUUUCGGCAUCAGUAAUACAGAUGUGUGGGGCAAUGUUGUCUGGAAGCGAGGAGUGUACCCCCUCCGUAAUCUACCACUGCGCCCUCAGGGGCCUGGAGCGUCUCCUGCUCUCUGAGCAGCUCUCACGGCUGGACGCAGAGUCCCUGGCCAAGCUGAGCGUGGACAGAGUGAACGUGCAUAGCCCACACCGGGCCAUGGCGGCCCUGGGCCUGAUGCUCACCUGCAUGUACACAGGAAAGGAAAAAAUCAGUCCGGGUAGAACCUCAGAUCCUAACCCUACAGCUCCAGACAGCGAGUCGGUGAUUGUGGCUAUGGAGCGAGUGUCUGUCCUUUUUGAUAGGGUCAGGAAGGGGUCUCCCUGUGAAGCCAGAGUGGUGGCCAGGAUCCUGCCUCAGUUUCUAGCUGACUUCUUCCCAGCCCAGGACGUCAUGAACAAGGUCAUCGGAGAGUUUCUGUCCAACCAGCAGCCUUAUCCACAGUUCAUGGCCACUGUGGUGUCCAAGGUGUUUCAGACACUGCACAGCACCGGACAGUCAUCCAUGGUUCGCGACUGGGUCAUGCUGUCCCUCUCCAACUUUACACAGAGGACCCCGGUCGCCAUGGCCACAUGGAGUCUCUCCUGCUUCUUUGUCAGCGCAACCACCAGCCCCUGGGUCGCGGCAAUCCUUCCUCACGUCAUCAGCAGGAUGGGCAAACUGGAGCAGGUGGAUGUGAACCUUUUCUGCCUGGUUGCCACAGACUUUUACAGACACCAGAUAGAAGAGGAGCUCGACCGCAGAGCCUUCCAGUCUGUGUUUGAGGUGGUUGCAGCUCCAGGAACCCCAUACCACCGGCUGCUGACUUGUUUGCAAAAUGUCCACAAAGUCACCACCUGCUAAGCGCCAGGGCUGGAGAGGCUGCGAGGUAGAGGUACCUGGUGUCAAAGCCUCCAGGAGCCUGUGCCAAGUGCCCUGCCUCCACUGGGCUGGCGUGGUCAGCACAGGCUUCCGCUCAUGCCACAGGUGGCCAGGCAGUGCGCCAGUCCUUGUCUUAUGGCAAAAGUGCCCUUGGCGAUGAGGUAGCUGGGCAGUGGGUUGAGCCUGAGGCCUCUGACAGAGCAGGAGCCACCGGCUGCCAGCCCUAGGCUGCGGUGGUAGCAGUGCCCGUGUGCCAGGUGCUGGCCUCUUCUAAUGCUCACCUUUUGGUUGGAACCAGGUUGCAGCUAACUUUGUGGGAUAAAAGUCCUCCUACAGGCUGGCCGCGAUUCCCCUCUGCUGUCCUGCAGGCAGAAGGCUCCAUCAGCAGGCUUGGGGAGCAUUGCCAUGCAUCUCCGCGGCAGGGGGUGUGGGCCACACCCCGUGUCUGAAUGCAUGGAAGCUGCAGUCCAUGCUGGGCCAGUGGCCUGGAGCAUCACACACCCGGCCCCAUUCUCCCUGUCUCUGUUUUCUUCUCAGGAUAUAAAAUUUAAUUAUAUCAGUAAAGAGAUUAAUUUUAAUGUAACUCUUUCUAUGCCCGUGUAAAGUAUGUGAAUUGCAAGCCCCGUGCUGCAUGCCAUAAUGUCUGUGGAAGUGGACAGGCCCCUCUGGCCACGGCCCCUCUCGCAGCCACUCGCACAGCCCUGCACAUCCCCGUUGAAGCUCCUGCAGCACAUGUUCCUGUUCUAUGCAUGCAUUCGCGUGCACCUGAGGGUAGGGAGGUGUUGGUGUUCAGGUGACUGUAGCAGGGUCUUCCUGAGGGCCCCUGUGAGGGAGGACUGGGGUGCCCACCACCACCACCUCGUGUUUCGAGUCAUGGCCCCCACCACCCCUCCUCAGGCACAAACUCCACAUUCUCCACCCACUAGUAAGGAUGGGGCUUCCCUAUCUCACAGCUAGGAGCAGCCUCUGUUAUGCCCAAAGAUGCUGGUGGGUCUGCCCCAGCAGCUAGCUAGCUGGUUUGGGAGUGGUAUGCCUGGCCUUGGCAGCCCCAGGGGUCACUAAAUUGCAUUUUAUCCAGCCCCUCUUAGUCAAGAGAGCAAAGCUUGGUGUCUUGGCCACUGUUAGUGCCAGAGCCCAGCAGCCCUGCCCCUUUCCAGCCCACACUACACCCAGGCUUCUGCCUGGUCAGGAAAGUGCAGCUCUAUGCCCACUCUGAGGGCAGAAUGGCAUGGGGAGGGAGGACUGGUCAGCUCAGCCUGGCAUCAGCACCAUGGCCUGGCAGAGCCACUUCCUGUCCUGUUUCCAGGCCCGAAGUAGUCAAGUCACUAAAAUGGAAGUGAGACCUGGACAGCAGGUGGCCCUUGACAUGGGAGCUGGAUCAGGGAGUCCUGCUUACCAUUGGCCUAAGACAGGGCUGGUGUUCUGCUUCCCCAGCCUCUAGAGGCAGCCCUAGGUGGGUUGGUGACUAUCAUGCUGGUUGGUUCAGUUGUGGCCAUUGAUGUUUGGGGCAUUUAACGUGCUAAAUGGAGAUAAUUUGGGAGCUAUUUUCCAAAGUCUGUGUAAGUGCUGCUUUGACAACCCUGAGCUUCCGUCUGUCCCUUCAAUUAGAAGGCAGCCAGGAUGCAAGGCUGUCUGCUGCUGAGCAGUCGAGGGGAGCCUAUGGGCCCUUCCUCAGAGAACCCUCUGCCAGGCCCGUGAGGCUUUCCUGCCAGCCUCCAGCAGAGGCCUCCCACAGCCAGGACCAGCUCACCCUAGUGCUGGGGAACACUGCUGCAGAACAGUAAAAAUGGAUCCCAGUUUUGAGGAGGACCGUAAGGAAAGCUACUGAAUUGUAAUGAGAAGAAAGUCACCAUUCUCUGUUACUGGUGUGGGACUCCCAUUUCUCAUCCCAGCUUCUCUGUUGAAAGCCUGCUAGAAUAUUUGUGGAUGGUGGAAAAGUCCUCAGGACUUGUUGCUGCCCCAACCCAAGUUAUUGCAGCAGCUCUGAGAGGGGAGUGUCGUAGGGCCAGAUGUUCCUGGCUAGUUGUUUACAUUUGUAAGAAGUAACACUGUGAAUGUAAAAUUUGGAGUCAUUCCCUGUAGAGUUCAUAUUGCUGGCUCAGCACAGAGUUUAACUGGCCACCUUUGUUCACGAUGUGACCUCAGUAGUCAGUGUUCAGCAGAUGCCUGUGUGCGCCAGAGGAGCGUGAGUUUCUGAGCAACAUGACUCUGCUCCUGCAUAAGUAUUCACACGUGUGCAUACCCACAUACCUGUAAUUCAUAUCCACACACACACACAUCUCAAGACAAAUAUGCAAGGCCUCUACGAAUGCCCAUGUCGGCUUUUCUUUGAGGUUGCCUUUUCUAGACCUGCCGCGUGAAGUCAGAUGCAGGCCUCACGACUAAGAAUGGGACUCACUGAAAGUAGGGUUGUUCAUUGCUCGUUGAAAUCCCUCUGGAGAAAGCAGUCUACCUUAGCACCCCUCUGCAGGAGGGAUUAAGCCCUGAUCAAGUUCCAAGAAAUCCAUGACAAGUACCAAUCAUAUUGCCAAUCCAAACUGUUGAAAAGGUCAUUAAUUUGGUUGUUAAGAUUUUUUGAGGCGAUUUUGGGGGUUGUUUUUAUUUUCCUGUUGGUACUAUCAAGAAAGAUUUUAAUGAAACCAGGGUAGAAUUGUUUGGCAGUGCACUUAAGCAAACACGCCUCCCUUCCCCUGCUGGUCCGGGUCAGUGUACAUGAGGGACGUUUCCAACUGCCAAGUGCCCUUUAUUACUAUUCUCUCUCAUUUUUGCCAGCACAUGUAUCCUUUCAGGAGGAAAGCGUGAAGCGGAAACACCUAAGACCCAGAGCAUAGCAUCAGAGAAGCCCUAUGCCCUAAAGGACGCCCUUGGCCACCCUCCCUGACCGCUCAUUUCAGAGUGGAAUAAGCAGCUUCUCAUGGAGCUGGCCCAGGCCCUGCCGCCACCCAUUCAGCUCGGGGGCACAGCCCUAAACACAGCAAUAACUGCUUCAGGGGCUAGGCUGAACUUGAAUCUGUGUGUUUAGGGGUGUGAAAUUAGCCUCCUCAUGCCACUUGUGAGCAGCCUCCCUAGUGAAUGUCCUCACUCGGCACCCUCUGUGGUGGCUGCGGGCCAGAGUGGACUUGGAGUUGUUCUCUGGUGCGGCUGGGUAUGGGACCAAGGAGAAGGAAGACGUGGAGAGGAACAGGCUCAGUGGAGAGCUGGGGAUGGCUGGGGCAGGGAGGAGCCACUCGCUUGCUGGAGCCUGGCACUGCUGGGAAAGAGGGACCCGCUCAGAGACCUGUGUUACAGCUGAAGGCCAUGUGGGAGCCAGUAGGGCUGUGAUGGGCAAGCCCCGGAGCCCUGCUCAGACCCAGCCAUUGGCUUCCAACAGGAAAGGGAAGGACUGACAUGAGAUGUAUAUUUAAAUUUUUUUAACUGCUGCAAAUAUUGUACAUCCAAAUUUAAGGAAAAAAAUUAAACUAUGAAUUGCUGCUAUACAAAACUUGCUU
Molecule: messenger RNA, 13063 nt
Organism: Nycticebus coucang (slow loris)
Lineage: Eukaryota; Metazoa; Chordata; Mammalia; Primates; Lorisidae
Gene: HTT
Product: huntingtin
Exons: 68
Coding region: 126-9557 (3143 amino acids)
Biological process (GO): microtubule-based transport
Cellular component (GO): nucleus; cytoplasm
Source: RefSeq, a predicted model, not a curated record